AUGCCUUUCAAUACCCUGCAUGGAGGCUGGGCCUCCAACCACGACCUUUACUCCGAAGUCCUGGCCGACAUAACCUCAACCUGCCAAGCCGUCGCCGGAAAAACCAUCAGCGGCUCUUCUCCCUUCUGGCGCUGCACAAACUGGCAAGAAACCUUUAGCUCGCACGAGAAUUGCUUUUCCGACUGUGAGAUGGGGUGUGCUGCUCUGCCUAAAGAAUACGCCGCUGCUCUUUGUGGACUGGGCUGUGAUCCUGACUGCGACCCUGGUCCGACUUAUGGCUAUAACCAUAUUGAUUGGGCUGUGGAGAUGAGAGAUGGUGGUGCGGACAAGGUUAUUGAUUUUGACACUUGUAUGAGUGCUUUCAAGACUGAGUUNGGGGGUUGUGCGUCUGGGAGCGAGCAGUACCAUGAUGGGUUCUGGUUCCGCAUCGAUCCUAGCACGGGAGCUUGCCCUUGA
Messenger RNA from Aureobasidium musti, 456 nucleotides. Lineage: Eukaryota; Fungi; Ascomycota; Dothideomycetes; Dothideales; Saccotheciaceae. The record is from the annotation of a GenBank genome assembly.